UUCAACCUGGGCUCAGAGCCUAUCGUCAGCUGUGUGGCCACUGGCAACCCCCUGCCCACCAGUGACAGCGUGGAGCUGCGCAAGGCUGACGGCACCGUGCUCAAGCUCAUCAAAGCCAUCAUCGAGCCAGGGAAGAUCACCUGCGAAUUUCAGGUGCAGCACCUGACGAAGGCGGACACAGGGCUCUGGGAGUGCCGGGUCUCCACCACCGGGGGCCAGGACAGCCGCAAAGUCAAGGUCAACAUCCGAGUGCCGCCAGCACCCCUGAGCCCCCCUCGGCUGUUGGCCAAGCAGAGCCGCCAGCUCGUGGUAUCACCCAUGGACUGCUUCUCUGGUGACGGACCAAUCAUUUCUAUCAAGCUGCUCUACAAGCCCAAGGAUGACACCUCAGCGUGGUCAUCCAUUGUUGUUGACAACAGCGAGAACAUCACCCUCAUGAACCUCCGUCCAGUGACCGCCUACAUUGUCAAGGUGCAGCUGAGUCGACCCGGGGAUGGUGGGGAGGGCAGCAAGGGGCCCGAGGCUGUCAUGGUGACCGAGUGCCUUGAGCCCACAGUCAAGCCUGUGAUCGAAGGCUGGUCCAUAGAGGAGAAAAACACACUUCAUGUCAACUGGAAAUUGCCGAGUAACCACGAGCCGGCGCACGGGUUCAUCGUCCACCUCUUUGACUCCGCGAAGCGGCUGGUUUGUGAGAAAAACAUCACGUCCAUCUCUGUGCUCUCUGCCCGCAUCGGGGACCUGGAGUUCAACAAAGAGUAUGGGCUGGAGGUGCUGGUGUACCACUGCACCAGCCUGGGGCCUCCCUCUGACCUCUACAAGGUCAUGAUCAACAGCAAAGGGCCCUCUUCUCCACGGUUGCUCUCAGCAGAGUCUAUGUCUGACACCGUCAUCAAGCUCUCCUGGCAGGUCCCCGAGUACCCCAAUGGGGGCAUUACCAAGUACAUUGUGGAGCUGCAGCAGGUGGGGGGCACCAGCGAGCCCCAGUGGAUCGACACCGACAGCGGCGCCGAGACCAACAAGAUUGUUGGGGGCCUCAACGCCAGCACCACCUACCAGUUUCGUGUUCGUGCCAAUUCCCAUGUCCCAGGAGAAUGGAGUCAACCUGUGAAAGCCAAGACCUUAGGGGACGGAGCACUGAGCGUGCCACCCAGCCUGGGCAGUCAGAGCAACGAGCAGGCGGGAAUAGACCAGCAGCUGCUCUUGGCCAUCGUUGGCUCCGUGUCCGUCACGUGCCUCACUAUCCUCUUUGCCCUCCUGGCGCUUUUCCUCAUCAAGAAGAAUUUUUUCCACCGGCGUCGCACCUUUACAUACCAGUCUGGCUCGGGAGAAGAGACCAUCCUGCAGUUCAACUCGGGGACCCUGACCCUGACCCGCCGGCCCAAGCCACAGCCUGAGCCCCUCAGCUACCCAAUCCUGGAGUGGGAAGACAUCAAGUUUGAGGACAUGAUCGGAGAGGGCAACUUUGGGCAGGUCAUCAGGGCCAUGAUCAAGAAGGAUGGCCUGAAAAUGAAUGCAGCCAUCAAGAUGCUGAAAGAGUUCGCUUCAGAGAAUGAUCAUCGGGACUUUGCCGGGGAGCUGGAGGUGCUGUGCAAAUUGGGCCAUCACCCCAACAUCAUCAACUUGCUGGGUGCCUGUGAGAACAAGGGCUACUUGUACAUUGCCAUUGAGUAUGCUCCCUACGGAAACCUUCUUGACUUCCUCCGCAAAAGCCGAGUCCUGGAGACGGACCCAGCCUUUGCCAAGGAGCAUGGCACUGCCUCCACCCUCACCUCCCAGCAGCUCCUCCAGUUUGCUUCAGAUGUGGCCAAGGGGAUGCAGUACCUCAGUGAGAAGCAGUUCAUUCACAGGGACUUAGCAGCCAGGAAUAUCCUGGUAGGAGAAAAUCUGGCCUCCAAGAUUGCAGACUUCGGCCUCUCCAGAGGGGAGGAAGUAUAUGUGAAGAAGACAAUGGGCCGCUUGCCAGUUCGCUGGAUGGCCAUCGAGUCCCUGAACUACAGCGUGUACACUACCAAGAGCGAUGUGUGGUCAUUCGGUGUCCUGCUCUGGGAGAUCGUCAGCUUAGGAGGGACGCCGUACUGUGGGAUGACCUGCGCUGAGCUCUAUGAGAAGCUGCCCCAGGGCUACCGCAUGGAGAAGCCACGCAACUGUGAUGACGAAGUGUACGAGCUGAUGCGGCAGUGCUGGCGCGACCGCCCCUACGAGCGCCCGCCCUUUGCCCAGAUCUCCAUGCAGCUCAUCCGUAUGCUGGAGGCCAGGAAGGCCUACGUGAACAUGGCUCUGUUCGAGAACUUCACCUAUGCGGGGAUCGAUGCCACUGCUGAGGAGGCGUGA
Messenger RNA from Merops nubicus (carmine bee-eater), 2331 nucleotides. It is a transcript of the gene TIE1, whose product is annotated as tyrosine kinase with immunoglobulin-like and EGF-like domains 1. The record is from RefSeq and is a predicted model, not a curated record. Gene Ontology annotation, biological process: multicellular organism development; cell surface receptor protein tyrosine kinase signaling pathway; positive regulation of kinase activity. NCBI's taxonomy places the organism in Eukaryota, Metazoa, Chordata, Aves, Coraciiformes, Meropidae. The transcript is spliced from 16 exons. The annotation marks the transcript as partial. Gene Ontology annotation, molecular function: protein binding; transmembrane receptor protein tyrosine kinase activity; ATP binding. Gene Ontology annotation, cellular component: signaling receptor complex.